AUGGAGGGCUACGACCUUGUUCUGAUUGGUGCUUUCUACGCCUACCCAACUUUCCGACAAACGUAUGGAGUCGAGAAGAAUGGCAAGUGGGAGAUACCUGCGCCUUGGCAAGCAGGUCUAGGUAAUGGGGCCCGUAUAGGCGAGAUCCUUGGUUUGCUGUUGAACGGCAUCAUCUGCGACAAGUUCGGUUUCAAGCGGACCAUGAUUGGGACCUUGAUCUUGCUCUGUGGUUUGAUUUUCGUCCCAUUUCUCGCACAGAACAUUGAGACACUGGAGGUCGCAGAAGUGUUGUUGGGUGUGCCUUGGGGCGUGUUCCAGACCCUGACCACGGCAUAUGCCGCCGAGGUCUGCCCGACUGCCCUUCGAGGAUAUCUCACCACGUAUGUGAACAUGAUGUGGGGCCUCGGUCAGCUCAUCCGAAGUGGUGUUUUACGAGCGAUGUUGAGAAGGACGGACGAGUGGUCCUACAGGAUCCCCUUCGCGCUGCAAUGGAUGUGGCCUGUCCCUCUGAUAGUCGGCAUAGCUUUCGCGCCCGAGUCGCCCUGGUGGCUAGUUCGCAAAGGUCGCCACGAGGACGCCAAGAAGUCGUUGCAGAGACUCAACACCACCGAGACUGAAUCCGGGCUAGAUGAUACCAUAUCGAUGAUGCGACAUACAAACGAAAUCGAAAAAGAACUUGACUCUGGUAUCUCGUACCUGAGUUGCUUCAAAGGCACCAACCUCAGACGCACUGAGAUCACCUGCAUUACAUGGGUCAUCCAAGCUGCAAGUGGAGCAUCUCAGAUAGGCUACGCCGCAUACUUCUUCGAGCAAGCUGGGCUACCUACCAGCAUAUCGUUCGACUUCUCCAUCACGCUAUAUGCCGUUGCUAUGAUCGUAGUGGUGAUCUCGUGGUUUGCAAUGACGUAUUCUGGUCGUCGAACCAUCUUUCUUGGUGGUCUUCUCGCACAAUUUUUCGUCCUCAUGAUGAUAGGCUUCACUAGCCUUGCGCACACCAAAGCUGCUUCCUACGGCACCGGCAGCCUCCUGCUUCUGUUCACCCUCUGCUACGAUAUAGCUGUGGGAACAGUUGCGUAUUCAAUCGUCGCCGAGAUUCCCUCUAGUCGCCUUAGGACCAAGACAAUCGUGCUCGCCAGAAGCUUGUACAACUGUCAAGGUAUCAUUAACGGGGUAAUCGCGCCCUAUAUGCUCAACCCCAGUGCGUGGAAUUGA
This is a messenger RNA of Recurvomyces mirabilis, 1212 nucleotides long. RefSeq lists its product as uncharacterized. NCBI's taxonomy places the organism in Eukaryota, Fungi, Ascomycota, Dothideomycetes, Mycosphaerellales, Teratosphaeriaceae. The record is from RefSeq and is a predicted model, not a curated record. The coding region runs from base 1 to 1212 and encodes 403 amino acids. Gene Ontology annotation, cellular component: membrane. The transcript is spliced from 6 exons. Gene Ontology annotation, biological process: carbohydrate transport; transmembrane transport. Gene Ontology annotation, molecular function: carbohydrate:proton symporter activity.